AUGCAGCUUCCGCAGUCAGGCUCCCUGCAUGAUGGGCGCGCCAUCGUAGAUGGAGGCAUCCGGGCAUGGGGUUCACAGGCCGGCACAAGUGCAGACGCUCGGCAGAAUGUGGAGUUGCUUUCCAGCCGGUUCUCCAAUCUAUUUUCCCAGCUGGCCAGAGAGGAGGCUGCAUUGAAAGCUGCGCAAUCGAACAACGAGAGCUUGGAGCAGCAGCUCCAGGACUUUCGCCGCCAGGAUCCUCGGGGAAAGCUCAGCCAGGCCGGGAGCUACUUCGACGGAGAGGUGGCCGAACUCCGGGCUGAAGCUCAGGCUGCCGAGCAUCGUGCGGCACUGCAGGGCGGUGAGGCAGGUGCCUUGGCAGCGGCGCAGGCAACCUACCAUCGCCAGUGCGCUCGCCUCCAGGAGAGAUGCCAGGCGGAAGCCGCUCAAGAGCGCAGUGCCAUGGAGACAUUCCGCCAGAGCGCCUCAGAGCUGGCCCACUUGAAGUCGGAUUGCUCUCAGCUGACUGCCCAGCUUGAUGCUGCGGAGGCCCAGCGGCACAGCCUCCACAGAGAUCUGCAGCUGGCCAAGGAAGGUGAGAAGCAGAUGUCCGAAAAGACCAUCGAGCUACGGCAAAAGCUGGCAGAUGGAAAGCCUUGGUUGCGAAUUGGCAUGUUCGUGGAUGUGCUUUCUGGGCCGAAGACCUGGCGGAAGUGUCGAGUGCUCCAUGUUUCGCCAGAUGGAGUUGUCUGCAUCAUACGCUACACCGACUCCCCGAAUGUGGAGCGGAACGUCGUGGUCAGGGACAGAAUAAGAGCCACCCCGGAGACCUUUGCAUUGUACAAUUCCACGAGGCUGGAUGAUGCUUCGAUGGCUCCCGGCAGCCCUGUAACGGGGGUCAUCACAAACCUGAAACGGUAUGGUGCUUUCGUGGACAUCAGCUCGGAGAACGAAGCUGUCCUGGGAUUCACUGAAGCGAAUCUAGGUGAUCUCCAUGUCGGGCAAGAGGUGGAAUGCGAAAUUGCCACGAAACGAAGGGGCAGAUGGCAGCUGGUACCAAAAGGAACCUUUGGCCGGGAGGAGGUGGCCUUGCAUCGAUUCCACGCGCAGGGGCGAAAGGCAGGGUGGCUCUCAGGCCGCGUCGUGGAUGCCGAAAGGUAUUGUCUUUAUGUGGAUGUUGAAGCCCCAGGCCUUCCUCACACAGUGCGGGGCGAAGUCUAUGCUGACCAGAUCAGAGACGGCUACGUGGGUGAUGCCCGGUUGGAGCAGAGGGUUGGCGAUGAAGUUCGGGUGCGAGUCUUGGAGGUGGACGUGCCAUGCCAGCGCCUGUUGCUCUCCAUGCGUGACGACUUCUCGAGUUGCUGGAAGGUCGACAAAGACGAAGCACGCCGAGCAGCCAGCUUAGCACGCGAAACUUGGUAUGAUUCUAUAGCUCAAGAACUGACUUCUGGCGGAUUUCUAGUUCUGGCUCAUCUCUUCGAUGGUGAAGAACCAGUCCCAGCGUAUUUGCCUGGACCUUGGGUGCCGCACCCGUUGCGCCAAAGCUUGCGCAAAGGUUCGAAGGUGUCUGUCCGAGUGGUUGAUGUUGAUGCAGCAGCCGGUAGAAUUCUCGCGAAGGUGCAGAAAGAGCGAGAUCAGGCUUCAGCGACCCUCCCGUCCUUCGGCUUCAAAGCCAGUUGUAAUGUCAACGGCUUGCCUCCCCUAGACAAGCCUUUGCAUCAGAUUUAUGGUCGUAGAUGGACCACAGAGACCAAGCGCUACCUCCAUGUGCACAAGGAACGCCGAUGGCUUGCCCUGAAGCACAAGCAUCAGUUCUUAGACUUCUCCCCUCAAGAAAGGGUUGAGCUGCGCCGCUACUUCGAUGAGCUUGCGGGGGUGAACGGUAGAAUCAGCCUUGAGCAGCUCGAGACCAUGCUGAUUUCACUGGGUCUUGCAGAGAACCCGAGGGAAGUUCGGUUCUUGGCAUCGCAAGUGGACGAUCUGAAAGUAGGGGAGCUGGACUUCGAACAGUUCCUGGAGCUCGUGCUCCGCAGGGGAGACUCGAAUCUGGUGAGCGUCUUUAUGCAAAUGGCCACGGGAAAGCUGGGGAACUCGAACCUUAAUUUCAAGACACUGAUCUCUGCAUAUCGCCGCCAGCUUUUCCUGGAUGCCUCUGGAGCCGGCACCACCGGCCGCCAGCAGCUGGGAGGCAAGGUGCUGCAGAGUUUCGCCGAUUUGCAGCGGUGCAGAUGGGAGGAAAAGAUGGCAGCUCUUGACACGGAGGCGCAGGCCGUCGGCAUUGAAGAUCCCGACUUCAACGUGAAUGGCCAUGCCCCUGUUGGCGGACUGGAGAUGAUCUGGCGAGGGGUUUGUGCGGAAAACGACCUGUGGCCGGCUCGCCCCAUCGCCGAAGACGGCCGGAAGAAACGGCUGCUGACCAAGCCGCCUUCUCCACGGGAUAUCCUUCGAGCCAUCCAGAAAGACUCUCCCAAACGGAAGACACUGGUCGGCAAGCACAACACCAUCUUCGUGAAUGCACCCUCGGCGUCGGAGGGUCAGCUCCGGCGAGAAGAAGUAUCGGCCUGUGAAAAGAGACUGUCGUCGCUCAAAGACAAUACACAGGAGCUGAGGCGUUCUCUCGGCGAGGAGCGAGAUUCAGCACAGAAGACCGAGACGAGGCUUCGCGAGCAGGUUGGCCGGAAGACUCGGUACGAACAGGAGCUGUCGUCGCUGAGGGACCAGCUGGACAAGCUGCGAAAGGAAGGCAUGGAGUUGCAGGAGCAAAACCAGGAAAAAGUAAAGGAGGUGAAACAGCUCCAAGAAAGGCUCUUAUGCGAGCAAGAAAAGCAUCGCAGCGAACUUCAAGCAGCGGAGACCUGCAGAGCUCAUACGAAGCGCCUGGAGGCUGAGCUGACCGGCGCAGAGGGUGCCAAGGCAGAUGUGAAGCUGGAGCUCGCAAACUUGAGGAAGCUUGAAGUGCGACUAAGUGCGACAUUGGUUAGAAGAUCGGCACAAGCGAUUGAUGCCGCAGCACUCGGGUCUCGACGUAUGGUGGCGACUGCACGGCGGAGAAUUCCAGCGUCAUGCUUCCUCCUGGUGCAUGUCGUGGUGCCCGAAGUCUCGAAGGCUGAAUCGGGCCCCCGAGUGUCCUGCAGCCCACUGUGCUCCAAUGGUGACCAGCCAGCUUUGGGUCGGGUGGAAUCCUUGGAAGCUUUGGCCCAGCUGCAUGACACGAUUCUUCGAAAGGAUUGGCCCAGUGCAGUCUUCGAAGCAGGUUUUAGCCUUGAACUGAGAGCAUUCGUUGUGGCAUUGCAAGAGCUUUCCGAUGCGAACACAGCUCCGUUCACAUGCGAGGCAUCGCAUUGCAGCAGCCUCGCGCUACUGGAUGCUCUCCGUUUAUCUCUGCAGGAGGGCAGUUUUGUGCCGACAGCAACUUCGGCACUAUUCCUGUUGCAUUCGCCCUCUAGCGAUGUCUGCUGUGGCGCACUGCGCGCAGCAGCAUACGUGGGCAGCGCAGAGGCACUGAGUCAGGCAACUUCUGCCCGCCUUGUUGGAUCUGGGUCUGAAGCGGAGGCAUUCUUCCGGAAGGGGCAAGAGAUGUACAUAAGCUGGCUUCAGUGGCUACAACACCACCGUAGCCACGAAGCAGCAGUACUUCUGCUCGAAGCAUUCCUUGCACCCGGAACGCUCGAGCUGUUUCAGAUACUUUGCCGCAGCACCUGUCGAUAUUCACAGCGACAGCAAGGUCUGUCAAGUGGCUGCCCACAUUCCAAGGCUUUGCAGGACAUAACUCGAAGAUGGAUGGCUUCCUUCGGCGACUCCUUCAGCUGCAAAGCAUGGUUGGAGCACAUGAAGUCAGAAUCCCUCUUGGCAGUGGAGUUCUCCACUCCCGGAGCGCUUGAAAGUGUCUGCCUCAUGGAUGCUCUCACGGCCUUGGACUCUGCGUGUGCAGAUGGCAUCAAGGCUAAGGCUCUGCUGUUGCCGACGGAAGGAGAGCCCAGCACUCGAUUGGCCAUGUCGCGUGAAUGGAGUCCUCGGAUCAGCUUCGAUGCAGCUCCGCUUCAUCACCUGAGGGAUGAUUGCGAAAUCCCCAUAAUGAUGCUGGACGUGCCACCGGGGAAGCAAAUGAAAAUUCUCCAGAGCAUGGGCCAGGUGCUGAGCCAAGGACGUGUUUUCGGGAUUCUUACUCGCCUGUACAAUCCUCAUCAUUGGCCGGCUGCAGAUGAUCCGUUGAGUGUGUAUGAGUUUUUGGUUUGGCAUGGCUAUCUGCCCGGGCCGCUUGACGAUCCGGAAAGCACUUACACCGCCGUCGGGACAGUUCAGCUUGAGGUAGCGACGGCCGGGGGAGCAACCGACAUUCCCAUAAUCGCUAUGCCGAGGCAGCUGCGGCGCGCUGCGCGUUCUGUUUCGCAUCCCGAGGUUGCAGAUGCCUUCACUUCUGCGCUCCGGCGAAGUUGUGUAGCAGCGCAAGACCACCGCCCCAAUAGUUGGGUGGAGGUAGAUGUAGAAGAAGUCCUGAAGAGGGUGCGGCGAAUCGCAGUCCAAGUGUCCUUACCCGAGCCAACUCAAUCUCGACGCCUCAGUGCCAUGUUGGCCUCGGAUGCCUUCAAUCACGACGUCCUUCUGACGGGCUUGUCACUGGCUUCCUCGCCACAUGUAGUUGCCUUGUUCGUGGAGAGCAUGGAGCUAGCGCUUCAUUUGACUAAGAAUUUGCCCUUGGUCAGAACGAGGCCCAAACGGCAGCCACAGGUGGUGCUUUUGCACCAACCUCCACCGAGCAAUCUAUGUAGCUUGGUGGAACAAGGCGUCGCCAUCGCGGUGCAGUCGUUCCGGUGGCUCCGGGCAGAUCACAACCGAUGCGAGCAUCCGGUGCAGAUCCACCUGGAAGUUGAUACGGGAAUUGGGCGAACGGGCUUGAGGCCUGGGAUUGCCAUGGCCGCGGUCUACUUCGUUUUGCAGCGCCCAAAUCGGUUCCUACUCCGAGGCAUCUACACCAAGCUUUGCUGUAUCAGGGACCUAGCUCUGACAGGAAAGGCCUUGAGACAGAUGUCCCGGAUCGAGGUUCGUGCGCAGGCAAUUUGUCAUGGAUACGGCAGGGCCCGGCACUUCGCAGUUCAAGUCGGUGGCGGGCUGGCAAGAUCGGAGGCUGCUCCUGUCGUUGCUGCUCUCCCACCGAGCUGGUGGAUACGAGUUGGCCAGGGUCUCUUCGGCGAUCCGGCUCUGGGCAACCUUGCACCGCUGGCCAUGACCUGGAAGACCUCGGUGUCAAGCACCGGCUGGCUGCCUGAGAACACGCGUCUGGGCUACUGCCCGCAGGGCACAGACUGCGAUGCGAACAGAACCCAACUGCUGACAGGAACUUAUGCAGCUAUCCUGCCCGUGGGCUUUGCUGAGUUCCAUGGAGAAGCGGUGUGGAGCCGUAGCGGGCUGAAGCUUCCUGUGUUGAAUUCGGCUGCGAGCACGACGAGCGUGGAAUCCCCGGAGCACGCGCCUUUGAAGAUUGGAGAAGAGGUGACGCUGUGUUCCAACUGUCCGUUAAACACCAUCCCUUGGAGCAUACCGCGCUUUCCCAAGACGGAUGCGCAGACCUUCAUCACGUGUUCCCCGGUGGUCUGGUAG
Molecule: messenger RNA, 5577 nt
Organism: Symbiodinium necroappetens
Lineage: Eukaryota; Dinophyceae; Suessiales; Symbiodiniaceae
Source: the annotation of a GenBank genome assembly